AUGCUUCGUUAUUUUAUCCCCGGUGCAGUGCUUUGCCUCUUGGCAUCGGCUUCUGACUUCGUGCCCCGCGCUGCACCUGGCGUUGGCGAGAGCUUUGGCUUGUAUGCCUAUGGUGACUCUAUUGGUGGACUUUCAAUUUUCUAUGCCGAUGGCAAGGCUUUUGUCGGUGACCCAUCUAAUUCGACUUCAUCGUCCGCUGUUCCGGUUUCUUUCGAGCGGCCCUCGUCAUCUUCGAGCGAAUGGAUUGCCAAUCCCAACACCACAUCCUCUGCCACUACUACCGACCGCUGGUCCGAUGAAUUGCUGUACAUUCCCAGCUCAUCAUCUUCUUCACGCCAAAUGGGUUUCACUUCGAAAGCCGAGUCCAACGAGACCACUACUGGCUUUAUCUUCUAUGGGCAGUGGGUGAUGGUCGAGACAGAAUCUGGGGAUAUCUCCUCCAGCUUCUAUGUCAAGGCUUCGUCCGAGGGCGAGGGCGAGGGUGUUUAUUCUCUACUGUGGAAUGCCACUGAUGAUGAUGCUGCUAUCCCAAUUUCUCUGCGAUCGGUCAAGCCUUCAAACUCGUGA
Molecule: messenger RNA, 567 nt
Organism: Penicillium brasilianum
Lineage: Eukaryota; Fungi; Ascomycota; Eurotiomycetes; Eurotiales; Aspergillaceae
Source: the annotation of a GenBank genome assembly